CAAAGAAUGAAAAUUGACUUUAGAAUAAAAGAUUCAACGCUUCUCUACACUAAACUUACUAUAUUUAGUGAUUUUUCAGCUUAUCAGUGAAAUAUCCAUAAAAAAUCAAGCAUGCCUUCUCAGAUGAAAGCUGAACUCCAGAUCAGUGGAAUUGUUACCCAGGGAGACCUACACAGCUUAAAAAACCCAGAUGUGAGAGACUUCAUAGUGACCUAUGCAAGGAUCUGUAAACCAGAGAGUAUCCACAUCUGUGAUGGAUCGGAGGACGAAAACAAAAAAGUCCUCUGCUUGAUGGAAGAUAAUGGAAUGAUCAAGAAACUACACAAAUAUGAAAAUUGUUGGUUGGCUUUAACAGAUCCACGGGAUGUGGCAAGGAUUGAAAGCAAAACUGUCAUUGUUACUCAAGAGCAAAGAGAUACUGUACCUGUUGCCAAAAGUGGGAUCAGCCAGCUGGGACGCUGGAUGUCAGAGAAUGAUUUUGAGAAAGCGUUCAAAGCCAGAUUCCCUGGGUGCAUGAAAGGGCGUACAAUGUAUGUUAUCCCGUUCAGCAUGGGUCCUCUGGGGUCUCCUUUAUCCAAAAUUGGGAUCCAGCUAACUGAUUCUCCUUAUGUGGUAGCAAGCAUGAGAAUCAUGACACGGAUGGGAGCAUCUGUCCUGGAAUCCUUAGGGGAAGAAGAAUUUGUUAAAUGCCUGCAUUCUGUUGGUUGCCCUAUUCCUUUAAAAAAACCCCUGGUGAACAACUGGCCUUGCAACCCUGAGUUGACCCUCAUCGCUCACAUACCAGAUCGUAGAGAAAUUAUUUCCUUUGGAAGUGGUUAUGGAGGAAAUUCUCUCUUGGGCAAAAAGUGCUUUGCUCUGAGAAUUGCCAGUCGUAUUGCUAAAGAAGAGGGAUGGUUGGCAGAGCAUAUGCUGAUUCUUGGCAUCACAAACCCAGAGGGGAAGAAGAAAUAUUUUGCUGCUGCUUUUCCAAGCGCUUGUGGAAAAACCAAUUUAGCCAUGAUGAAACCAUCACUUCCUGGAUGGAAGAUUGAAUGUGUGGGGGAUGACAUUUCCUGGAUGAAGUUCGAUGAGCAUGGAAAUCUUAGAGCUAUUAAUCCAGAAAAUGGCUUUUUUGGUGUUGCACCUGGUACGUCAGUGAAAACCAACCCUAAUGCAAUGGAAACCAUUAGAAAAAAUACAAUUUUUACUAAUGUUGGUGAGACAAGUGAUGGGGGAAUCUACUGGGAAGGCAUUGAUGACUCAUUGGCGCCUGACAUUACUUUGACCUCAUGGAAGAACAAGGAGUGGACCCCUGAAGAUGGAGAACCAUGUGCCCAUCCCAACUCUCGGUUCUGCACUCCUGCCAGCCAGUGCCCAAUCAUUGAUCCUGCAUGGGAAUCACCAGAAGGAGUACCUAUUGAGGGGAUCAUUUUUGGAGGACGUAGACCUGCUGGCGUGCCACUUGUUUAUGAAGCAUUGAACUGGCAACAUGGGGUCUUCGUUGGAUCUGCAAUGAGGUCUGAAGCAACAGCUGCAGCUGAACAUAAAGGCAAAGUUAUAAUGCAUGAUCCCUUUGCCAUGAGGCCUUUCUUCGGAUACAACUUUGGCAGAUAUCUUGCUCACUGGCUCAGCAUGGAACACCACUCUUCUGUUAAACUGCCCAAGAUCUUCCAUGUGAACUGGUUUAAAAAAGACAAAAAUGGUUGCUUCCUUUGGCCAGGCUAUGGUGAGAAUAUUCGUGUCCUUGAAUGGAUGUUCAAUAGAAUUAAUGGGGAUGACUGCGCCAAAGAAACGGCUAUAGGCUAUGUCCCAGCAGAGGGCUCCCUAAAUCUGAAGGGACUUGGAGACAUCAACAUGGAGGAACUUUUUGACAUCUCCAAAGACUUUUGGGAAGAGGAAGUAAAAGACAUUAAGAAAUACUUUGAUGAUCAGGUCAAUGCAGAUCUCCCAUAUGAAAUAGAAAGAGAGUUAAUUGCUUUAGAGGAAAGACUAAAACAACUGUGAAAUGUAGAGGAGCAAAAUGUGUAGAACUAAGCACACAGUUUUAAGUAAAUGAUUUUGAUACAGGCUGUGUUCCUGUAUUGUGAAUCUGUGGUUGCUUAUUAGGGCAAUAAUAGUUUCAACCUUACUUAAUCUUAUAUUCCUUUAGGGUUUUAUCUGUAAGGGUUAAAUCAGAAGAGGGAUGUCAACCCAUGUACUGUAUCUUUGAGACACUGUCUUCCAUUGUUACCUAAAAUGUUGUCUAUAUUUCACGCACCUUUCUUGGAUUAUGUCGUGGGAAUCUAGUGUGACGAAUUAAGUAAAAAAGUAAAUUAUAUAUUAAGUAUUAUAGAUAAUACUCAAAUAGAGACUUAAAUAAAGAGAGUGAGAUGUUUUGUAAAAUUUGUAAAUAGACACUAAAGAGAUUCAUGUAGCAUUGUUUUAUGUUUUUACAUUUGUAUCUAAAUAAUUAUAUUCUAUUUUUGUAUUGACUACCUUUAUUUUCUGACCUUCAUUUUCUUGUUGUUAAAUAUAUAACCUGUAAUACAUUUUUAUAAGAAA
This is a messenger RNA of Bombina bombina (fire-bellied toad), 2520 nucleotides long. RefSeq names its product phosphoenolpyruvate carboxykinase 1 (gene PCK1). The coding region runs from base 112 to 1983 and encodes 623 amino acids. Gene Ontology annotation, cellular component: cytosol; mitochondrion. Gene Ontology annotation, biological process: cellular response to dexamethasone stimulus; gluconeogenesis; propionate catabolic process. NCBI's taxonomy places the organism in Eukaryota, Metazoa, Chordata, Amphibia, Anura, Bombinatoridae. The record is from RefSeq and is a predicted model, not a curated record. The transcript has 10 exons. Gene Ontology annotation, molecular function: phosphoenolpyruvate carboxykinase (GTP) activity; GTP binding; manganese ion binding.